AUGCAACUGCUGAAAGGGUACGGGCAGCUCGUGCUGCUCAACUUCCUGAUGUUUAUGUCCUGGCGCCCCGGCAAAGGAUUUAAUGUUCCAAACUACGGUGCACCUUACCGGGGCACAACGCUCAAACGAGUGUCGCCAGCGGCUGAUAGCGAAUACGGUAGUUACUUCCCUGAUGAAGAAGCCUUCCCUAGCUCACGGCACGGAGUUACUCAAGAUGUACGUCGUGCGAAACUCAGCGCAGUUUCGAAUCCGGAUUUCUACUUUCCGCCCGAUCCAGAAGCCGAUCUGGUCGAAACCGAUCCACCGGAGUCCGCGCCGGAGGGUCGGAAGUAUCGGCCGCAGACCGCUCCAUCAGCGUCGUCGGCGUUCUCCUACAACCCGAAGGAUAAAAACGGUCCACCCAACUGGCACCGGAUCGAUGCUCGUUGCGGAGGGCGCUACCAAAGUCCAAUCUUACUGAACACGAGCAGUGCCUUGCUGGUGAAUCGCAAGCGACCCCUACGCCUGGAAGGUCAGACCAAUGUGCCACAGUCCAUCCUGCUGCAGAAUGAUGGCCAUUCGGCCAAGUUCACCUACAACUGGCGCGCCGGUGAUCGUCCCAGCUUGAGCGGUGGUCCGCUCAAGACCAACUACCUUUUCCAGCAGUUCCACUUCCACUGGGGCUCAAAUAGUUCGUUCGGCUCGGAACACGUGUACGACUAUCAACGCUACCCGAUGGAAAUCCAUCUCGUGUUCUACAAUGGCCUCUACAGCUCGUUCCAAGAGGCCAGCGAACAGGUAGAUGGAAUCGCCGUGGUUGGACUGUUCUACGAGAUCUAUCAGCACUCGGUGGACGAGCAGCUGAACACGUGGACGCAGUUCUUGCGCAACGUCAUCAGACCGGGCGACGAGUUCACGAUUCAGUUGAUCGACACUUUUCCACUCUACGAAGUGCUGGGAGAUGUGGAAUGGCCGUACUUCUCGUACGCAGGAAGCUUAACCACGCCGCCCUGCUUGGAGACUGUCACGUGGAUCGUGUCCGCCAAACCGCUGCUGGUAACGGAGAAGGAAAUGACUCAGUUCCGGCGUUUGCGGUCAGAAACCGGCAAGAUGGCAAACAACUUCCGGCCGGUGCAGAAACUGAACUACCGUCGAGUGUUCUUGUACUGACACCAAGACUGAGCUACGGAUCAGUGAGGACGAUCGUCAAAAACGGGCUGUUGACUGUUCCGCGAUAAAAAAACGACUGACGCACGCAGCGUUCGUCCUUCUCAGCUCCAAACCAAAGGAACACCAAUGCGAGUAGUAAGGGCCAUUUCAGAACGUUUUGAUUUUCUGGGCGACCUGAAUGCCGCGAUCACAGUAUUAGCUAGAAAUAUAGUGAAAUCCUCCUCU
Messenger RNA from Anopheles cruzii, 1374 nucleotides. Its product is annotated as carbonic anhydrase 13-like. Gene Ontology annotation, cellular component: cytoplasm. Gene Ontology annotation, molecular function: carbonate dehydratase activity; zinc ion binding. The transcript has 2 exons. Bases 1 to 1149 code for a protein of 382 amino acids. Lineage: Eukaryota; Metazoa; Arthropoda; Insecta; Diptera; Culicidae. The record is from RefSeq and is a predicted model, not a curated record.